Messenger RNA from Glycine soja, 804 nucleotides. RefSeq lists its product as uncharacterized. The record is from RefSeq and is a predicted model, not a curated record. Gene Ontology annotation, molecular function: nucleic acid binding; RNA-DNA hybrid ribonuclease activity. The coding region runs from base 1 to 804 and encodes 267 amino acids. The transcript has a single exon. Lineage: Eukaryota; Viridiplantae; Streptophyta; Magnoliopsida; Fabales; Fabaceae.
AUGGACCCAGUCAAGUACAUUUUUGAGAAACCUGCUCUCACCAGACGGAUCGCUCGGUGGCAGGUUCUGCUAUUUGAGUUUGACAUUGUUUAUGUCACUCAAAAGGCUAUAAAGGGAAGCGCGUUGGCAGACUAUCUAGCUCAACAGCUCCACAACGACUACCAACCCAUGCACCCGGAAUUCCUGGAUGAGGACAUCAUGGCCUUGUUUGAGGAAAAUGUGGAGGAUGAGGAUAGGGAUAAGUGGAUUGUGUGGUUCGAUGGCGUGUCCAACAUCCUGGGCCAUGGAGUUGGGGCAGUUUUGGUCACUUCCGACAAUCAAUGCAUACCCUUCAUGGCAAGGUUGGGCUUCAAUUGCACGAAUAAUAUGGUUGAAUACGAGGCAUGCGCCCUUAGGAUCCAAGCAGUAAUUGACUUCAAUGUCAAAUUGCUCAAGGUAUAUGGAGAUUCAGCCUUGGUGAUUCAUCAAUUGAAAGGAGAAUGGGAGACCAGGGAUCACAAAUUUCUACCCUAUCAGGCCUACAUCAAGAAGCUGACAGAGUUCUUUGAUGAUAUCUUCUUCCACCAUGUUCCCAGAGAAGAGAAUCAAAUGGUCAAUGCGCUUGCUACCCUAGCAUCCAUGUUUCAACUAACCCCACAUGGAGACUCUUCGUACAUCGAGUUUAGAUGUUGCGGCAAGCUUGCACAUUGUUGCUUGAUAGAAAAGGAGCAAGAUGGUAAACUGUGGUACUUUGACAUUAAGCGAUACGUCAAGGACGAGGAGUACCCAUGGGAGGCUUCCGACAACGACAAAAGGACGUUGUGA